Epinephelus lanceolatus (giant grouper) is the source of this 1448-nucleotide messenger RNA. It is a transcript of the gene cln6b, whose product is annotated as CLN6 transmembrane ER protein b. Gene Ontology annotation, cellular component: endoplasmic reticulum; membrane. NCBI's taxonomy places the organism in Eukaryota, Metazoa, Chordata, Actinopteri, Perciformes, Serranidae. The record is from RefSeq and is a predicted model, not a curated record. Gene Ontology annotation, biological process: lysosome organization.
UGUUCUGCAGCCGGGCGGCCAGUUCUGUGGAGAUGGAGGCAGUUCUGUCAAAGCCUCGGUUCCAUUUGGACCUCUGGCUCGGCUUCACCGUCCACAACUGGAUCCUGGAUGUGGGCCGGCCUGUUGUCAUGCUUGUCCUUCCAGCAGACUGGUUUCCUCUGAACCGUCCUGGCGCUGCAGAAUACCUCCACAUACUGUAUAACAUCACCACACCGCUCAUCCUGCUCAAAAUGCUUGAACGCAGCCCCAGGACGUUGCCCCGGCCUGCUGUCCAUCUCGGCAUCAUUGCCCUCGUCAUGGGAACCAGCCUCCACCUGGCGGCCGACUCCAUCACCCGACGGCUCUUGGUGAUUGGCUACCAGCUGCACCUGUCAGUCAGAGAGAAUCCAAUCAUGAGGAACCUCAAACCGUCGUCUCUGAUCGAUGCCUUUGAGCUCCUGUUUUACUUUGACGACACCCUUGGUCAUCUGAUGUGGUUUGUUCCCCUCUUCCUUGUCCUCUUCCUCUUCUUCAGUGGUUGUUUCAGUCACAGGAGACAGGAGGAGAAGAUGCCGUCGGCAGGGUGGAUGCUACUGGUCCCCAGUGCCGCCUACUACUGGUACCUGAUCACCGAGGGACAGACCUUCAUCCUCUUCAUCUUCACCUUCUUCGCCAUGACCGCCACAGUGAUGCACCAGAGGAGGCGGGGCAUGGUUCCCGACGGCAACGGCCUCUUCAUGCUCUACAGUUUCUCUGCAGCUCUUUUCCUGGUGGCGCUCUGGGUGGCCUGUCUGUGGAGCGACGGUGUCCUGAGGAAGAAGCACCCCGGGCUUAUCUACAUCCCACAGCCUCGUGCCGUAUACACACUCCACAUCCGUCAGGGCACCCAGACGUAACAGAAGUGCUCAUUUAAAAAAACACUUUCUCCAAUAGACAUUCAACCUUCGCUCUGUCAGUGAGUCAAUGUGUCACUUUAAUCUGACCACAUGCAGGUGGAACCAGACGCUCUGUUCUGUAGCUACCAAGUUUUGAGGGGACAGAUAAUGGAUUUUCUCUGCUCUGGUUGAAACUUUCAAAUGUUGUAAUGGCAAAAAAAAACAUUAAGGUUGUGAUCAGAGAAGGACAGAAAUGUCUCAGACCACUCGAGGCUGUCCAAGUGUAACUUAAACAUUUUCAAACUUUUAUGCCAAGCUUAGAAAAACUUAGUAAAAAAAAAAAAAAAAAAAAGUAAAAUGUGAAGUGAGUCUCAGUCUCAGGGUGGAUUUUACUAACAAUGAUGUUAAUUCAAGAGGACCUAUUAUGCUCAAUUUCAAGUUCACACUUUUAUUUUGGGUAUUUCUAGAAUAUGUUUAUGCCAAAUAACACUGUGUUUUUGUCAAUGUGUUUGUGUUGGAACACCUGUAUUCACCUUCUGUCUGAGAUUCUUUGUUUUAGCACCUGUCUCUUUCAGAACCCCUCCUGAAUAAAAA